Cuscuta europaea is the source of this 823-nucleotide messenger RNA. NCBI's taxonomy places the organism in Eukaryota, Viridiplantae, Streptophyta, Magnoliopsida, Solanales, Convolvulaceae. The record is from the annotation of a GenBank genome assembly.
CUAUAAUGUAGCUAAGUGUUUGAACGUGCAAAGAAUAGAAACAAACUGCUCCAACUAUUCCCUAAUUAAUAGCUAACAAAACAAGACUUAUUCAAACAUAAUAUUAAGGUAAUAUCAAAAAAUUUCUCCACGUCUGCAACUGCACUAUGUAUGUUGAACUUGAUCACUUUCAACAGUUUUAGUCGAGGAUUAUCUCAUUAAAGUACCCAUUAAACAGAAAAAACUGAAGACAGUACAUAGUGUGAGACUGUAGGUCAAAUCAAAGCCAGAGCGCACCCGCUUUCCUCAGCAGAGGCACUAGAUCGCCUGCGAUAUGAGCCGCCAAAACCUUGUCCAAGUCACCAAAAAGCUUCCCGCCGAUGAAAGCCGUCGGGAACGACGGCAACUGUGCGGCGGGAUCUCCGGUGCAGCUGAGAAUCUUGGAAAGCUGGCAGGUGACCGCGACCUCGUCCUCCUCAUCGACGUCGUAAAUGGCGGGGUUGACGCCGAGACCUACGAGCAAUCGCUGCAUGACGUAGCACAUGCAGCAGCCGCGCCUUCCAAAGACGAUGAUCGCAUUUUCCGCCACAAGAAGCGCGCAAUCGCUGUCGCCGCUGCUGGAAUCGCACGAGCCUUCGCUCGAGGUGGCGCCGGAGUUAUUCUCCGACCACGGCGAUGUGUGCGGCUGUUUCAUGGCUGAAAUUGGGAGAGGAGCUUUGCAAAGGGUUCAGGGAAGUGUUUCAGGGAUCGAAUGACGACGUUUAGAUCGUUAUACAAAGUACUGCGUAUAUUAUAGGGGAAGGAGAUUGUACAGUCAUGCAUGACGUAUGUGUAUACGUCACAA